UGCGCGGGAGGCAAGGGCGAGCUCCCCGCAGCCCCAGCCUUCCUCUGGGGCGGAGGCUUGGACGGGACCUUUGAAUGGCAACACCAGGAAAUAUUGCUAUCACUGCCUUCUGUCCUUCGGUUCAGGUUUCAGGCGCUGCCUUCGUGAAACUGUCAUUCCGCUUGGGUUUGAGCAGAGCAUGACUGUUCCGGUGGACUUUCGCCUCCCAUGGUUCUCUACCUGCCCCAGCCUGCGCCACCUUUAGACUAUUUCUGGGUGGCUGUGACCUCUUUUCUUGGGGUUUAAUAACGGAGAUGAUAUAUAUGCUUGAUUUUUAGCUUGUCAGGUGCUAUGCCAGGCAUUUAAGAUACAGAAGACAAUCCCGACCUCGAGGAACUCAGUCUUGUGAGAAUGACAGUUAUAAUACAGUGUGAAUUGAUAGAAGUGUAUAUACAGGGUUAUUCGAGAUUAUUUAGGGAAACAAGGCAUGCGGGAAAUUGGGAUGUCUGCACUGAAUCUUGAUAAAGUCGGUGGAAUUGGGUGAGGGUGGAAGGCAUGUGUAAAGGUGGAGGGCCAGGGAAAGUGACAGCUGUGCCGCGUUUGUGAUGCCUGAGCUCGACAGAAUUUGGGGGUGACAGGAGACACGUGUAAAGCUGGGAGGUCAGAGAGAGUGGGAGCCUUAAAGCACUGUUUCUGUGUGAUUGCAGCAUGAAGGAUCGGAGGGGGACUGCUGUUGUGAGAAGCCAGAGGCAAGCAGGUCCUUGGGCAGUAAAGAUAACUGAGAGAACUUUUAUGCCGGGCUAAGGAGUUUUGAUUUGGGGGCGGGGGGGCUAUGCUCGGGACAUGUGGAAGUUCCCUGGCCAGGGAUGGAAUCCACACCACAGCAGCAACCCAAUCCCCUGUAGUGACAGCAGCUGGAUCCUUAAUCUGCUGCACCACAAGAGAAUUUAAGUAGUUUUGAGUUUUAUCUGACUACCACUGGGGGUCUUUUUUUUUUUUAAGUGUUUGGCCUCACCUGUGGCACAUGGAAGUUCCAUGGCCAGGGGUUGCACCAUAGCUGUUGUAUAGUUAUGCUGUAGGCCACAGGGAAAGUCCAUGGGUGUCAUUUUAUAGAAAGGAGCGAUAUUAUCAGAUUACACCCUGAAAGAAUUCUCUGGAGCUGAUGCAGAGGAUGGAUUGGAAGGAUGUAGGCCUGGGUAAGGAGACAGUUGGAAGGGGAGAGAAGAGAGAUUUUAGAAGAUUAAGUCCCUGAAUUUGAUGGCUGCUUGAUAGGAGGAGGAAGGAAAAAGGAAGAAUCUGUACCAUUGGCAAGAUUUCUGGCUUGCUGUUGCAGGGAAAGCAUUGCUAUUGGACAAGGUGAGAAACACAGGAGGAGGAGCAGAAUGGAGGCAUGUGUUGGAUAGAAGGUUAGCUGAUGAAUUGCAUAUGCCAUCUCUCCCUGAAAUGAUGUUUGGAGACAAUGUUUUAAGAAUCCAGCAUGGCUCUGGCUUUGGGAUUGAAUUCAAUGCUACAGAUGCAUUAAGAUGUGUGAACAACUACCAAGGAAUGCUUAAAGUAGCCUGUGCUGAAGAGUGGCAGGAAAGCAGGACGGAGGGUGAACACUCUAAGGAGGUUAUUAAACCAUAUGAUUGGACCUAUACAACAGAUUAUAAGGGAACAUUACUUGGAGAAUCACUUAAGUUAAAGGUUGUACCUACAACAGAUCAUAUAGAUACAGAGAAAUUGAAAGCCAGAGAGCAGAUUAAGUUUUUUGAAGAAGUUCUUCUGUUUGAGGAUGAACUUCAUGAUCAUGGAGUUUCAAGCCUGAGUGUGAAAAUUAGAGUCAUGCCGUCAAGCUUCUUCUUACUGUUGCGGUUUUUCUUGAGAAUUGAUGGGGUACUUAUUAGAAUGAAUGAUACAAGACUUUACCAUGAGGCCGACAAGACCUACAUGUUACGAGAAUAUACAUCACGAGAGAGCAAAAUUUCUAAUUUAAUGCAUGUUUCACCUUCCCUCUUCACGGAACCUAAUGAAAUAUCACAGUAUUUACCGAUAAAGGAGGCGGUUUGUGAGAAGCUAAUAUUUCCAGAAAGAAUUGAUGCUAACCCUUCAGACUCAAAAGAAUGUACACCUAUGGAAUAGAAUGUGUUACAACAUAUACUCACCGUGGAAUCUGACUGGAGACCUUGGGGCUAUUUGGAGGAGGGUAUUUUUAUUAUGAGAUUUAAUUGCCUUGUCUAUGUGCAAAUUUUCUGUAGCCUUAAAGGAAAAAAAAUAAAAGAUUGUUACAGGCAGGUUCCACUCAACUGCCAUUUGUACUCUCUGUCUUCAAAUUCAUAUGCCAGGUUUAUAUUUUCUGGAGUUUAAUUCGGAUUUCUAAAUUGUUACAAAAUGGGGUCUCACCAGUAGGAGGUGAUGUGUGUUUGUCUCAGGAACAGUGGACACGACUUGUAUCCAUCAUGAAAUGCUGUCUUCUACCAUGGGGAGGUUAAUUUAAAUCACUGAAUGAUGACCUUGUAACUUUCAUAGGAUUCCUAAUCAUGCAUGUUGAUGUACUGGUUCUUUACCUUGGGCUUUUUGGUGUUUAUUCGCACUUGUGGAGAGUCAUGACUUGCCUCCUAGAAAACUGACCUCAAAUGAUUUAUACCCCAAAAUUAAAAAAAAAGUUACCCCUCUAAAUUUAAAUUAGCUUUUAAAUUUUAAAGACUGUUUCAGACAAUGAACCAUGUAACCUAGGUUUUCAGAGAACUUAAGGUGUUAUGUCCUUGGAAACACCUGGUUUGCCAUUGACAAGUCAGAUGUCGGCUGUUUCUCCUCCAUCUUUAGGUGCUUUUUCUUAAGUGUGGUUCUAUUUGUACUGACACUUUUUACUUCCAUCUUCCAUGCACCCUCAGAGUGAAUAAAUCCAUGGGAUAUUGAAUUUGGUAUUGGUCCUAAAAAGUUUGAAAUGUUAAUAUGUUUUUUAAGCAGCAAUUAUAUCAACCCCUAAAGCAACCAGAUUAAUUUUCUGCUUAAAAUAGUUGAAGGGUAGCUGUGGAGGAGGAGGGAGCUUAUUUUAAAAUAUAAAAACCAGUUUUUCUUUUUUAAGAUUCAUGUUUUUAAUAUUAUAGGAUCCAGUAAAAUGUACUUAAUUAAUACAAGACCUAGGUAGUACAGAAAGUACACAAAAGUACAUUUAAAAUCCAUUUGGUUAUUUUGAUGGUGACCAUUUAUACACUUUAUAUUCUUUUCUGCCUUUCUAAAUGGUCUCUAUAAUGUAGGAAGUGGUUGUAAAGCACCAAGUAAGAAAUUACUUUAAAUGGAUUUUUAAAAAUAUUUUACUUGCAGGUCGGGGGAAAAAAUUAUCCCCUUUAUCUUGUUUGAAAUAACUAUUGUACAUAUUUCCGCUUGAUACGUAAAUCAUUAAAGAAAAAUAUUUAAUUAAUAAGUAAGUAUUAGCAAAGCUCUUCAGGUAUUAGCCUGAAGAAGAAUUUUAGUGAAACAAAUACAACUGGAUAUUCAUCAUUGCUCAGACUCUGCUGUGUUGUGUGUGUUGGUUUUUUUUUUUUUAAGCUAAUUUUAUUAGCUAAAUUUGGUCACAAAUGAUUUUGAUAUUUGAUUGCCUUCUGCUGCAUCACCUGCAAGGUAUAGAAAAAUCAGGAUUUGUUGGAUUUAAGAAAAUACAUGGCAUGUUCACUGUAUAUUAAAUAUACCUAUAUUUAAUGUUUUCUCUUAGGACAGAAAAGUGUACAUAUUGUAUUCUGCUUCCUGUUCAUUUUAUUUGCCAUGCAGAUUUGAAAAUAACAGACUCUCUAAUCUAGGUACAGAUUAUGAGAAAUGAAAAAUUUGUAAGAAUGUUCAUUAGUUGAAUUAGUUGAGGUUUCUGGGCAACAUUUUAUUAUAUACAUAUUAUUAGCUUGAUUCAGAUGUCUUAGGCCUUGAGUCAGCUUUAGAUUACUUAUUUUGAGAAUCCAUUGUUAAAAAUUGUAGAUUGGCCUUUUCAUAGAGGGUGGGAAGUGGAUAAGAUGAGUGUACUUCUGAAAAUUUCAUUAGUUUAUCUCUGUGGAGAAUACCAAGAAAACUUGUAUUUGCCCAUUGCUAAAUAAGACAUAUACCAUUUUAUAUUUAUUUGGUCCAAGUGUCUUUUUGUAAGAAGAGAAUAAACAAUAAAUAAUUACUGA
Sus scrofa (pig) is the source of this 4118-nucleotide messenger RNA. The record is from RefSeq and is a predicted model, not a curated record. NCBI's taxonomy places the organism in Eukaryota, Metazoa, Chordata, Mammalia, Artiodactyla, Suidae.